CUCUUCCUCUCUCUUCCCUUUACAUCCAUCUCCGCAGGCGCAGAGCCCUCCCGUUCCACACUUCCACUUCACUCCGCCGCCCGGAUUCAGAGCAAGAGGAGCCAGAGGCAGAGGCAGGCAUGGCGGCGAUGCUGGUGGGCGCGCUGCGGAGGGGAAGUGGAUGCCACGGCGGCUCGCGCCUCCUCGCCCAGUCGCUUCGCAGAUUCGUGAGCACGCUGGUCGUAGCGGAGCAUGAAGGCGGGUUCGUCAAGCCGUCGUCGCUGAGCGCAUUGGCAGCUGCAGAGGCGAUUGCCAAGGAGAACAAAAUCUCCGUCCUGCUGGGUGGUUCCGGGCCGUCGCUUCACAAGGCUGCCGACCAUGCCGCGUCCAGCCAUCCACUGGUGUCUGAGGUGCUCGUGGCCGAUUCGGAAGCCUUGGCGCAUCCUCUGGCUGAACCCUGGGCCGACCUACUCCGUUCUGUUCAGCAGAAAGGAGGCUACUCUCAUGUCAUAGCUUCGUCCACGUCUUUCGGGAAGAAUUUGCUUCCACGUGCUGCGGCUCUUCUUGAUGUCUCCCCUGUUACUGAUGUCACUGCUGUAAAGGAGCCACGGGUCUUUGUGAGGCCGAUUUAUGCUGGGAAUGCACUUUGUACUGUGAAAUAUACUGGAGAGGAUCCUUGCAUGAUGAGUAUUAGAUCAACUUCAUUUUCCCCAACUACUGAGGCUAUGUCUGAAACAAAGGUUGCACCUAUCACCCAGGUUGAUCUCUCUUUCCUCAGUGAAGGGAAAUCUUCAUGGGUGAAUCUGACAUCCCAAGACACAGAGCGGCCUGAUCUUGCAAAUGCACGUGUAGUAGUCACUGGAGGCAGAGGUUUAAAAAGUGCUGAAAAUUUUAAAUUGUUAGAGCAGCUUGCUGAGAAACUUGGCGCAGCAGUGGGUGCGACUAGGGCUGCUGUUGAUGCAGGUUAUGUUCCAAAUGACCUUCAGGUUGGGCAGACAGGGAAAAUUGUCGCACCGGAGCUUUAUAUGGCUUUUGGAGUAUCCGGAGCAAUACAACACUUGGCAGGAAUGAGAGACUCGAAGGUUAUUGUGGCUGUCAAUAAAGAUGCUGAUGCCCCCAUAUUUCAGGUUGCAGAUUACGGACUGGUUGCUGAUCUGUUCGAGGUUCUGGAUGAGUUAUUGAAGAAGAUCCCAGAGAAGAAAUAAGUGACCGUUAUAGUUCUGUACUCUUGCAUGUUCAUUUGCCUAUGUGGCCCUAAUAAGAUGAAAUCAUCUCACGAUGUCAAUCCCAUAAUAUGUGGAAUGGUUUAUCUUUUGGUCAAGGCCUGAAGGCUUUCUGAGGAACCGGCAGGGAAGAUCCCUACCUAUUAUGAAGGGAUAAACUCGCUGCCCUGACACCCAUUUCGAAGUAAAUUGGCUGCUUACCCUUGGCCCC
This is a messenger RNA of Sorghum bicolor (sorghum), 1413 nucleotides long. Its product is annotated as electron transfer flavoprotein subunit alpha, mitochondrial. NCBI's taxonomy places the organism in Eukaryota, Viridiplantae, Streptophyta, Magnoliopsida, Poales, Poaceae. Gene Ontology annotation, molecular function: electron transfer activity; flavin adenine dinucleotide binding. The transcript has 8 exons. Gene Ontology annotation, cellular component: mitochondrion. The coding region runs from base 120 to 1184 and encodes 354 amino acids. The record is from RefSeq and is a predicted model, not a curated record.